AUGAAAUACCUUAAGGGCCUCCUGCUGCCCGCCCUGCUGGCACUAGCAUCCACCGCCGCCGCCAAGAAAAAUGAGCCACUCGUUAAGACGACAGCAUUCAAGAAUGACCUCGUCAACCUCCUGUACUUUGACGAUUCCGGCGUCGCCUUACUACAAGAACUCGAAACGGGAAGCAUCUGGCGGUCACACGAUGCUGGCAAGGGCUGGAAGCAAAUAAAUGACUUGCACGGGUUGGGCAUAAUCAAGAGUCCAUAUGACAACAAGGUCGCGCUGGUCUUGGGCGAGAAGAAGCAUUGGGUCACGUACGACCAAGGAGAGAAUUGGGACAGCUUCGAGACGGAGCUCCCGCCUUCACCACAAGUACCUGUGAACUGGCACGCGCAGGACAGCAAAAAGAUCUUGAUUCAUGAGAUUGAGAACUGCUUUACUGCGCCGUGCCUUGGACGGACCUACUAUACGACCGAUGGCUUCAAGUCAAAACCCCAGAUCCUCAUCGACGACCGCAGAAUGUGCCAGUGGGCCAAGGGCGCCGAACGCUUCCUUGAAGGCCGGGACAAGCACAAUGACCGUAUACUGUGUAUCACGAGAGGAAAAUAUUCGGACAGGUCAAAGGACUUUAGGCUCCUGGUCUCCGACAAUUACUUCAAGGAUGAAGAAGAGCCCGUCAUGUCGUCCGGACGCACCGUCCAAGGCAUGGCCAACAUGGCUGCUGUCAAAGGCUACAUUGUUGCCGCCGCCAAAGCUGACCAUUCCAAUGAACUCGCCCUCUACGUAACCCAAGAUACCGAAACAUGGCACCAUGCUCAGUUUGGUGACCACAAGAUUGAGGAAGACGCAUACACCAUUCUCGAAUCGACCAACUACAGCAUACAGGUCGAUGUCAUGACUUCCAAGUACGUGGACAUGGGCAAUCUCUACACGAGUAACUCGAACGGAACCCACUUCACCAAGAAUAUGGAACACACGAAUCGCAACGAGGGCGGCUACGUCGAUUUCGAGAAGAUCGCCAACAUCCAAGGCGUGGUUCUGGUGAACAUUGUCGACAACUGGAAAGAGGUAGAACGAUCAGGCCAGGGCAAGAAGUUGAAGUCGCGCAUCAGUUUUGAUGACGGCAGAUCUUUCGAAAAACUCACAGUCAAGGGCAAGAAGGACACUGAGUUGCACCUGCAUUCUGUGACCGACCUGCACAACAGCGGAAGGGUCUUUUCGAGCCCAGCACCAGGCAUUGUCAUGGGCGUCGGAAACACCGGAGACUACCUAGGCAAGUACAGUGACGGCGAUCUUUACGUGUCCGACGACGCAGGCCUUACAUGGGAACUGGCACUUGAAGAGGCGCACAAGUAUGAAAUCGGCGACCAGGGCUCCGUCCUGGUAGCUGUGUUUGAUGAGGGCGACACCGACGAGGUUAGGUACUCAUUCAAGCACGGACGCAAGGAUACCUGGCAGAAGAUCAAGCUUGACUACAAGAUCCGCGCACGCGAGCUCACGACCCUACCUGACUCGACGAGCUUGAAGUUUAUGCUGUAUGCAUCCAAGAAGAAGGAUGGCGGUGGUCGAGAACAUGUUAUCAUCCACCUGGACUUCACUGACAUGCUGAAGAAGUGCGGCGACAGCGACUUUGAUGACGAAUGGUCUGUGCGUAAAGACGCAGACGGCGACCCGAGCUGCGUCAUGGGUCACAAGCAGCUGUUCCGCAGGCGAAAGUGGGAUGCUGAAUGCUUUGUUGGCGAGGUUUUCAAAGACCCGACACCAAACUUCAAGCCGUGCGACUGCGACGAGUUCAGAGACUACGAAUGUGAUUUUGGUUUCAAACCCACUGGAGAGGGCAAGGACAAGAAGUGUGAACCUGACGACUCCUUCAAAUUACCCAAGGGCGCCUGUGAGGGCGACGCAAAGACGUACAAAGGCAGCUCUGGCUGGAGGAAGAUACCCGGAGAUCAAUGCAAGGGCGAAACCGAACGAGACAAGGAAGUCGAGCGCAAAUGCGGAGAUGCAGAGAGGCCGCCGCCAAAAAGCGACAAGAUUACCAGCGAGAUCACUAGGUUCAAGGGAGGCGAAUUCUUGGAACAGUACUACCUCGAGGGCAACACCCAGAGCGACGACAGCAAAGACGAAACAGUUGUGAUGCUGACCGAUGAGCGCACGGCCUAUAUCACUCACGACCAUGGAAAGAAGUGGAAGAAGGCUGUUGAUGAUGAGGUUGUUCGGAUUUAUCCUCACCAAUAUGAUAACAACAGGGUUUACUUCUUAACCGCCGGCAAGAAGUUCUACUACUCCACUGAUCGCGGACGUCGUGAUAGUAUCCGCUCUCACGAAGCACCCGUUAUGCCCAAUAAGGAAAGGCUCUCGAUCAUGCAGUUCCAUCCAAAGCAGGAGAGCUGGAUCAUUUGGAUGGGUGGAAAGCACUGCGAUAAGGCUGGCGAUAAAGACUGUCAUACAGUAGCCUAUGUCUCGCAGAAGAACGGUGAAGACGAAAGCUGGGAGUCGCUUGUGCCCUAUGUCAAGAAGUGCGCAUUUGUCUGGCGCGAAGCUGGUCGAAGCGUCAAGGAGGAGCAGAUCUUCUGCGAACAACACACGAACGAGGAGAUGGAUGCUCCGCUUGAGCUUAUCUCCAGCGAGGAUUGGUUCAAGAAGAAGGAUGUCAAGUUCAAGUCUGUCGUGGAAUUUGCGACCAUGUCCGAGUUCAUCGUUGUCGCGACCAAAGCUGAUGACGGGACUCUCCACUUGGACGCCAGUCUCGACGCCAACACCUUCGCCGAGGCCAAGUUCCCUCCCAAGUUCUUCGACGUCCACCAGACGGCCUAUACUGUUCUAGACAGCUCCACACAUGCGGUCUUCCUUCAUGUCACAGUCAAUCCAACGCGGGAUCAGGAGUAUGGUUCUAUCAUCAAGAGCAACAGCAACGGUACAUCUUACGUUAUGAGCCUGGCCGCUGUGAACCGAAACACAGAAGGCUAUGUCGAUUUUGAGAAGAUGCAGGGACUUGAGGGAGUCGCUGUCGCCAACGUCAUCGUCAAUGUCGAUGAGGUCAACAAAGGAUCCAAGAAGAAGAAGCAAAGUCGCAUCACACACAACGACGGCGCUGAUUGGGAGCCUCUCCAAGCGCCUGAGAAGGACGCGGACGGCAAGGCAUACGGCUGUGAUGUUUCGAACAAGAACAAGUGCGGUCUGCACAUUCACGGAUACACAGAACGUGCCGAUCCUCGGGAAAUGUACUCUUCCCCGACAGCAGUUGGGUUGAUGCUUGCUGUUGGCAACGUCGGCUCAGAGCUGACUACCUUUGGUGAAGCCAAUACUUUCAUGACGACCGACGCAGGUAUCACGUGGAAGGAGAUUAAGAAGGGUACCUAUGCCUGGGAGUUUGGUGACCAAGGUUCCGUCAUCGUCAUCGUCCGCCGCGGAGAAGACACGGACCACGUCUACUACUCUCUCGACAGCGGCUCAAAGUGGAACCUCUACCAGUUUUCCGACCACAAGAUGCGCGUUGAAGCUAUCACCACUGUGCCCAGCGACACUUCUCUGAACUUCCUCCUCUGGGGUAAGGAUAGCAAGGAACUUGUUGCUGUUAAUCUUGACUUCUCCGGUCUACCUGAAUUUAGCGAGCCCUGCAAGCUCAACGAGAAUGAUCCCACCGGCGGUGAUUACGACCUCUGGAGCCCACAACACCCUCUUCAGCAAGAGGAGCCCCAGUGCCUCUUCGGUCACGUAGCGCAGUACCACCGCAAGAAGAGGGACGCAAAGUGCAGGAACGCCCAGCGCAUCGAUCAAAUGCACGACAUUGCCCGAAACUGCUCCUGCACCAGACGGGACUUUGAAUGUGCAUACAACUACGAGCGUGACGCAAGCGGCGACUGUAAGCCCGUCGCUGGCCUCACACUCCCCGAGGCCUCUGCCGUUUGCAAAGACAAGAAUGUGAAAGAAUACUACACUGACGUACGAUUCCGUAAAAUCCCCCUUUCCACUUGUGAAGGCGGCCGAGAGCUCGACAAGACGGGUGACGUACAUCCUUGCCCUGGCUUCGAAGAGGACUUCCAGAAGAAACACGGCAUCGGCGGCUUCUCCCUCUUCUUGGCUAUUGUACUUCCUUUUGCUGCGGCGGGUGGUAUCGGAUACUAUGUGUGGAAGCACUGGGAUGGCAAAUUCGGUCGUAUCCGCCUGGGCGACGGAAGUGGAAGUGGAGCCUUCGACUCGGAUGCACCGUGGGUCAAAUGGCCCAUCGUCGCUGUCUCUGGCCUUGUGGCUGUCAUCAGUGCACUGCCUCUACUCGUAGGCAGCGUGUACAGAUGGGCUGCUGGCCGAAUGGGUGGUGGAGGUGGCUAUGGAGGUUACGGCAGGACGUAUACUUCUAGAAGCAGUUUUGCGCGCGGCAGGGGAGAUUACGCGGUUGUGGACCCUGAUGAAGGGGAACUGCUGGGCGAUGACAGUGAUGAGGAGGUAUAA
Molecule: messenger RNA, 4440 nt
Organism: Alternaria atra
Lineage: Eukaryota; Fungi; Ascomycota; Dothideomycetes; Pleosporales; Pleosporaceae
Exons: 4
Coding region: 1-4440 (1479 amino acids)
Biological process (GO): Golgi to endosome transport; protein targeting to vacuole; Golgi to vacuole transport
Cellular component (GO): membrane; Golgi apparatus
Molecular function (GO): protein binding
Source: RefSeq, a predicted model, not a curated record